Molecule: messenger RNA, 4608 nt
Organism: Eublepharis macularius
Lineage: Eukaryota; Metazoa; Chordata; Lepidosauria; Squamata; Eublepharidae
Gene: PTK7
Product: protein tyrosine kinase 7 (inactive)
Exons: 20
Coding region: 86-3247 (1053 amino acids)
Biological process (GO): homophilic cell-cell adhesion; synapse organization; protein phosphorylation
Cellular component (GO): plasma membrane; axon; neuronal cell body
Molecular function (GO): protein kinase activity; axon guidance receptor activity; ATP binding
Source: RefSeq, a predicted model, not a curated record
GUGAGUGAAGAGAUUUACCGAGGAGCAUGGAGUGAGGAGUGGCUGGGAGCUGGAGGCUGCGGGAGAGAGAGCGGGCAGAGCCGAGAUGGCGGUGGCGCGGGCUUUCGGGGUCCUGCUGCUGCUUGCUAUUGGGACUCAAGCUAAAAUACUGUUCACCAAGGAGCCGUAUUCCCAGGAUGUUUUCCAUGGCCGCGGUGCCAUCUUGCCCUGUGAAGUGGAACAACCCAGUGACAUAGAAUUUGCGUGGCUACAGAAUGGAGUACCUGUUCAGGACACGGAACGUCGUUUCAAGGAAGGAAGCAGCCUGCAGAUCAUAUCAGUGGAUAGGCAGAAAGAUGGUGGAAACUUCCAGUGUGUAGCCAGGAAUGUAGUGACUGGAGAAGAAGCUCGCACAGCAAAUGCAUCUUUCAAUAUAAAGUGGAUUGAAACAGGAGGAGUUGUUUUGAGGAGCCCAGCCACAAUGGAGGAUAUACAAAGUUCUGCCACAGUAACAUUGCGCUGCCACAUUGAUGGGCACCCACGCCCAACAAGUCGGUGGUUCCGAGAUGGCAGCUUGAUUGAGAGUAAUCAUAACAACUACUCAGUCAUUAGCAAGGAGCGAACUCUGAUUCUCAAGAAUGCUGGUCCAGAUGACAAUGGCAUCUAUUAUUGCUGUGCUCGGAAUGCGGUGGGCUCUGUUUGCAGCAGCAACAAUUUCACUCUCAACAUCAUAGAUGACAGCUUCCCUCGCCCAGUAAUUGUGCCUGAGAACCAGAUUGUCAAUAGGAACGAGGAGGCCAUGUUCCAUUGCCAGUUCACAGCAGUGCCACCACCUGUUCAGGAAUGGAUGUUUGAUGGAAAGGUUGUUUCCAAUAUAAGCAGGACGGUGGUGUUUUCCAAUGGCUCUCUCCUGAUACCUCAGGUGAAAACACGUAAUGCAGGAGUCUACAGAUGUGUUGGCCGAGGUCAGAGAGGGAAACCUGUCAUUUUGGAAGCCACUCUGCAGCUGGCAGAAAUUGACGACAUGUUUCCCCUCAAGCCAAAGACCUUCAUAGACAAUACAGAGCAGCGUGUGGUCUGUUAUGCACCUCGAGGAGUCCCUGAACCCCAUAUGUGGUGGGAAAGAAAUGGUGUUCGGAUCCCCACUUCUGGCCGAGUACGGCAAGAAGCGGAGGAGCUCAUCUUUGAGAACGUCGUUGAAAAGGAUGCGGGGCUCUAUACUUGCCAUGCAGCAAACAAAGCUGGAGAAAAAAAACAAGACCAGAUCAUCACAGUAGCCACAAAGCCGACGUGGGUGAUAAAGCCCAUGGAUGUUCAGCUAGAAGAAGGUAAACCAGGCUAUCUUCACUGCCUCAGCAAAGCUUCUCUGAAGCCCACUGUCACCUGGUAUCGCAAUGGCAACCCAAUUUCAGAGGAUUCCCGCUUUGACAUUGCCGAGAAUGGGACGCUGCGCAUUAACAAUGUAGAUGUGUAUGAUGUUGGCGCAACAUACAAAUGUGUGAGCAGCACACCAGCAGGGAGCAUUGAGGCACAAGUUCGUGUGCAAGUUCUCGAGAACUUGAAGUUCACCCCUCCUCCUCGGUCCCAGCAAUGUGUUGAGUUUGAUAAAGAUGACACAAUAUCCUGCUCAGCCACGGGCCUGGAACAGCCUACGAUCCACUGGAUUAAAAGCGAUGGAAGCACCUUGCCAACACGGGUCAGUGACAAUGCUGGGAUCCUGCAUUUUCAUAGAGUGAUAAGAAGCGACGCUGGCAACUAUACUUGCAUUGCCUCCAAUAACCCACAGGGAGAGAUCAGAGCAAUGGUUCAACUCACAGUGGCAAUUUUCGUAAGUUUUAAGCUGAAGCCAGAUGACACCACAGUGUAUCAGGGACACACAGCCAUGUUCCAGUGCCAAGCUGAGGGUGACCCAGUGCCGCAAAUCCAGUGGAAAGGGAAAAACAGAAUUCUUGAACCUGAAAAAUAUUUACCCAGGAUCCAGAUUAUGCCCAAUGGCUCUCUGAUAAUAUAUGAUGUCACUACAGAAGACGCUGGCAAGUACACCUGUAUCGCUGGCAACAGUUGCGACAUCAAGGAUCAUGACGCCUUCCUCUAUGUUGUAGACAAACCAAUUGCAGAACGAGGUGAUUCGCCCAACAACCACACCCCAUACAAGAUGAUUCAAACCAUAGGGCUCUCGGUCGGAGCUGCAGUGGCAUAUAUCAUCAUUGUGCUGGGGCUCAUGUUCUACUGCAAGAAGAGGAGAAAGGCAAAGAGGUUGAAAAAGCAGCCAGAGGGGGAGGAGCCUGAGAUGGAAUGUCUGAAUGGGGGCACUUUACUGCAAAAUGGGCAAACUACUGCUGAAAUCCAAGAUGAAGUGGCUUUGACGAAUCUUGGCAGUAGUUCAUCGGCCAGCAAGAGGCACAGUACCAGUGAUAAGAUGCAUUUUCCCCGCUCCAGUUUGCAGACAAUCACCACCUUAGGAAAGGGUGAGUUUGGAGAAGUCUUCCUGGCCAAGGCAAAAGGCAUUGAAGACAGUGAAACGGAAGUGCUCGUUCUAGUCAAGAGCCUUCAAACAAGGGAUGAACAGCUGCAGCUGGACUUCAGGCGAGAGUUUGAGAUGUUUGGCAAAUUAAAUCACAGCAAUGUGGUGCAACUGCUAGGCCUCUGCCGGGAAGUAGAGCCUCAUUAUAUGAUUCUGGAAUAUGUGGAUCUGGGGGACCUGAAACAGUUCCUGAGAAUUUCUAGGAGUAAAGAUGAGAAACUCAAGCCCCAACCCAUCAGUACCAAACAGAAGGUAUCCUUCUGCUGCCAAGUGGCACUGGGAAUGGAGCAUCUCUCAAACAGCAGAUUUGUACAUAAAGACCUGGCAGCUCGGAACUGUCUGGUCAGUGCCCAAAGGCAGGUCAAGGUGUCAAGCCUGAGCCUCAGCAAGGAUGUUUACAACAGUGAAUACUAUCACUACCACCAAGCCUGGAUCCCACUCCGCUGGAUGCCGCCUGAAGCUGUCUUGGAGGAUGAAUUCUCCACCAAGUCCGACGUUUGGUCCUUUGGGGUCAUCAUGUGGGAAAUAUUUACACUUGGGGAGAUGCCGUAUUCCAAAUUGGCAGACGAAGAGGUGCUAGCAGGUUUACCAUCUGGAAAGAUGAAGCUUCCCCAUCCAGAGGGUUGCCCUUCCAAGAUCUACAAAGUGAUGCAGCGUUGUUGGGCCCCCAGCCCAAAGGACCGCCCAUCAUUCAGCGAGAUCGCCAACAUGCUUGGGGAAAGCCCAUCUGAAAGCAAAGCCUGAGCAGGGAAAGGUUGGCCCUUUUUGCAGGGUUGGGAACAGCCGGAGAGCAGUUUUGGCAUUUGACUGUUACAGACUCUCCAAUGAGACCCAAAGUCCACGCUCACAGGGACUGUGGAUUUUUACACUAAUGGACAAAAGUUAUGGACAUUGUCCCUUUACCAAGAGCCUCCUGAUCAGGCCCUGUUCUCUGCCCCUCACCAGGCUGCAUUCCUCCAGGUUCUACCUCCGAUUUCUGCGGGGCUAAUCAACAUCCAUGAGCUGCAGGGGAUGCUGGAAAAGCGACCACAGGCCACUUUGGCAAUAAAGGCCUAGGGCAAGUUUUGGAACUCCUGGCUUGGCACGUCAGGCAUUUUCUUCUUCUGUCUGUCAAGGUCACUGAGGUCUGUUCCGACUGGCAGUGGCUCUCCAAGAUCUUAAGCCAGAGAGGUCUUUCAUAUCAUGUAUACCUGGGGGUGCCUGGGGCCUUCUGCGUGCCAAGCAGGUGCUCUACCAAUGAGCCAUGGCUGCACCCCAUUCAGGUCUCAGAAUGCCUUUCCUAAUAAGCACAAGCAAGUUCCUUUCAUUUGAGACAGUCUUCAUUUGGGGCAAGGUAUGGAUUUUCUGCUCAUGAGCAUUUUACAGUGUUCAGGAAAGGAGGCAACCAGGUAUUUUGGAGUGAGGCCUGAACAAGGCAUCAAAGCAUCUUAUAAACUGGAGAGAGAAUAAUAGUCCGUUUCCACAUGUAUAGUGCGGCAUCUGGCCACUGCCCAGAUUGUCUGUUGGGAAACAGCCCUGGGCCACACAGUUUACUGCAACGACUCAGUCCCCAGUUACUCUACAUUGGAUAGUUUUUGGACUUCAUCCAUAACCUGACUGUGUCUGAGGUUGAGAGCUGCCCUCAACCUCCUGCUCCUCGCUCGUGUCCUGGAUGUAGUAUCCACCCAUUGGAAAAGAAGAUUCUUCCUUAUCCCACCAUGUGCUGCUCUCUUAAGUCAACAAGGAACCUGUAUAUUUAUUAAGCAGUUAUCUUGUGUCUCUCCUUCUGGUAUUGUUCAUCAGGCCUUCUUGUGCCUCACUACAUAUCCAGAAGGAGCAAAGAAAACUAAGUGCCUGGCAUAUGAAGGAGAUUUUCACUUGGUUUCCUGGCUAUCCUUUUUAUACAAUUAUUUUGGGGCAAUGUUUGUUUACCGUUUGUUUUUUAAAAAAUGUUGACACCUCUCAGCCUUAGUAUUUUUUAAUUAUUAUUAUAAUUAUUAUUACAGGAAUUGCAGCCUAGAGUCAUUUUAGUUUCAGUUUGCUUGAGCGGAGGGUAAAACAGCCAAGAGGUUUUUUUUUUAUAUGCUGCUCUCAAUAAAAAAAGUCCCUCUCUUUUUAAAAAAAAU